AUGGGGGAAUAUAUACCACGUUUUGAGCAGCGAGAAGGUGAUCAGCGCAGUUAUGGUCCACAACGUCUUCCCACUUUGGGAGCUGUUCCGGUCAAGAAUGAAAAAGGACAAGUGGUUAUGCAGAAAGUCAAAGUGCAGCGGCCUAAUUAUGCCAAAGAAGGUGGCUCAGAAUCGGAUGAAGAACGAGAUGACAAAAAGCGACGUGAGAGCAGAUUUGACAAGGAAGAACGACCCAAGGAUAGGCACAGGCGAGAGAAAGACGAUGAGCACGAACAUGAACAAAGGCAUCGCGAUCGUCAUCGCGAUGAAGGAAGUAGUCGCCCUAUUGAAGAACCCGAGAUAUUGAAACAAGACAAAGAAGAGGAAGAUGCAGAAGCUGUUGAGCAACGUCGUCAAAGAGCUCGCCUGAGGAGACUUAACCUAGAACAGCAACAGCAGCAAGAGGAAGAAGAUGAUGCUGGUAGUGAUGAAGAGGAGUUUGAGCGACGUCGAAGAAUACUCCGAGAAAAAGCCAAGCAGAGAGAGCUUGAGGAGAUGAAAUUGAAGGCAAAAGAAGAGGAGUUUGAGGAGGAGGAUGAGGAGGAAAGCGAGGAAGAGUCUAGCGAAGAAGAAGAGGAUGAUACCUUACCGCGGUUGAAGCCAUCACUUUUUUACCAAGCUGAGGUUUUCAAUCGUCUUGCUUCCAGGUUUUUGUCAGAAAGAAGGAUCGUAUCACAUUGA
Cylicostephanus goldi is the source of this 720-nucleotide messenger RNA. The record is from the annotation of a GenBank genome assembly. Lineage: Eukaryota; Metazoa; Nematoda; Chromadorea; Rhabditida; Strongylidae.